ACGUGUAACUCAAGAUGGCGGCUACGUUCCAGCGUUCGGCAGUGACCGAAGGUCACGAAUGAAGCAGGAAUGAGGUGAUCUUUAACAGGACAAGAUGAAGCGUUCAAGGAUGAAAGAUGCAAAGGACUUAACAGAGAAACAAUCAGAAGCAAACAAGGACAUGGCGAAGUGUUCCAUGCUGGGGGAUGAUUUGAAUGCUAGUAUUUCAUUCCAUGAUCACCAUGCAAGUGCCGAAGAAAAAUUGAUUAAGUCACAGAAGGAUUCAAAAGGGGAAGAAGGAAAAUUGACCCGAAAUGUAACACUCCUGCAAGGCGUGUCACUUAUUGUUGGUGUAAUGAUAGGUUCAGGCAUAUUUGUUACUCCACGUUUUGUCCUUCUGCAUUCUGGUUCGGUGGGAAUGACUCUUUUGAUUUGGAUUAUAUCUGGAGUGAUGGCAACUUUGGGAGCUCUCUGCUAUUGUGAAUUAGGAACAAUGAUUCAACGUUCUGGUGGUGAGCUAACAUACAUCCAGGAAGCUCUAGGGCCUCUUCCUGGCUUUCUUGUGAGCUGGACAAUGGUACUUAUUUUGAAACCAGCCUCUGUUGCCAUUAUCACAUUGAGUUUUGCUUCUUAUGCUGUCCAGCCAUUUCUUGGGAACAACAACACCGAACCUGAAGACCUCAUCAAACUUGUAGCUGCAAUCUCCAUCAUAAUAAUCACGACUGUGAACUGUGUGAGUUCCCGUUGGGCAGGUCAGAUGCAAAUAGUUUUCAUGAUAAUGAAACUCCUGGCAAUUGGGAUAAUAGUGGUGAUAGGAGCUUCAAGAAUUGCUAGUGGACACAAUGGAAACUUUGAGUCUCCCUUUAAAGGAACUAAUACAAACAUUGGAGAAAUUGCACAUGCAUUCUUUAGUGGAUUGUGGGCUUAUGAUGGCUGGAACCAACUCAAUUAUGUGACAGAGGAAUUACAGAAUCCUCACAAGAAUCUCCCUCGUGCAGUAAUGAUUGCUCUUCCUCUUGUCACUAUUUGCUAUACACUGAUCAAUAUAGCUUAUCUAAGUAUUCUGACACCAGCAGAAAUGUUGUCAUCCACAGCAGUAGCUGUAUCUGUUGCAGAGAAAGUUACACCCACCCUUGUAGUUGUUAUGCCACUGUUUGUAGCAUGUUCCUGUUAUGGUGCUGCUAAUGGCUCCAUUUUUACUAAUGGAAGAGUUGUUUGCUCAGCAGCCAAACAAGGACACAUGCCUCGAUAUUUAGCGGUUAUCAGCAAGCGUUUCCACACUCCAUUACGUGCUAUAAUGUUCCCAUCAUUUAUUUCCAUUUGCAUGUUAAUACUUGGUGAUCUGGAUUCCUUGCUGAGCUGUUUCAGCUUUGUUGCAUGGAUUUUCCUGGGUUGCACAUUCCUGUCACUUCUGGUUCUGCGCUGGAAGAGGCCACAUGAGUAUCGUCCCUACAAAGUGUGGAUUGGCAUUCCUAUUGUCAUGGUGAUGAUUUCGUGCUACCUUAUUAUUGCCCCUCUGUUUGCCAAACCUCAGUCAUCAUUGUUUGCUCUGGCAUUUGUUCUAUCUGGUGUACCAGUUUACUUUAUUUUUGUCAACCGCAAUAAUUAGCAUUGCUGAGGGAAAAGUGCAUCUGUUAGCUCAGUCAAGUAGCAAAGUAUCAAAAAUAUCAAAAAUAUCCAAAUGCUAGAGAGUUGUACAUUCAUUUGUUAGGCUCAAAGUUACAGUAGGUUGAGUGAAGUAAGGAACAGAAAAAUGUAAUUUUUUGGUCUUUGUGCGAUACAAAUCAAUGGUAACGCGAUUAACUGAUGACUAGUCAUAACGUAUGUUAAUCACUCACGAUUUGUAGCCGAAGUUUAGAUUAACGUAAUCAGAAUCUCCCUACAACUCAUGGCACGUCCUUCUUGGUAGUUAGAUUUGGAAGGAAAGAAAAUUGCAUGUGUUUUCAAUUGUGAUCUGAAUCGGCGAAUCGGGUCAUAUCGAUGACGUGAAUUGUUGUAAUCGUUACUUGUCAGUAAAAUAAUCGCAGACAUGAAA
Messenger RNA from Pocillopora damicornis (cauliflower coral), 2014 nucleotides. Its product is annotated as b(0,+)-type amino acid transporter 1. Gene Ontology annotation, cellular component: membrane. Gene Ontology annotation, biological process: amino acid transmembrane transport. Lineage: Eukaryota; Metazoa; Cnidaria; Anthozoa; Scleractinia; Pocilloporidae. The record is from RefSeq and is a predicted model, not a curated record. Gene Ontology annotation, molecular function: L-amino acid transmembrane transporter activity.